Sciurus carolinensis (gray squirrel) is the source of this 751-nucleotide messenger RNA. RefSeq names its product ADP ribosylation factor like GTPase 16 (gene Arl16). Gene Ontology annotation, molecular function: GTP binding; GTPase activity. The record is from RefSeq and is a predicted model, not a curated record. The transcript has 5 exons. Bases 248 to 607 code for a protein of 119 amino acids. Lineage: Eukaryota; Metazoa; Chordata; Mammalia; Rodentia; Sciuridae.
UUGAGCGCCCGCGACUGCAAGGGCGACCUGGGGGAGCCCCCGCCGACGCGGCCCACGGUAGGUGUCGGCCGCCGCGAGAGGGACUGAAGCGGGUCACCUUGCAACUGACAGAGCCCACCGACCCGGCAGAGGGACUCCCCACAGGACCGAGCGGAGCGUUUCGGGGCCCGUCCCGUGGCGGGUGGGUACCAACCUUACUGACAUCGUGGCCCAGAGAAAGAUUACCAUCCGGGAGCUCGGGGGUUGCAUGGGCCCUAUCUGGUCCAGUUACUGCGGAAACUGCCAUUCCCUCCUGUUCAUGAUGGAUGCCUCCAACCCCACUCAGCUCUCUGCCUCCUGUGUGCAGCUCUUGGGUCUUCUUUCUUCAGAACAACUUGCAGAAGCAUCAGUCUUGAUACUCUUCAAUAAGAUUGACCUACCCUGUUAUAUGACUAUGGAGGAGAUUAAGUCCUUAAUCAGGCUCCCCGACAUCAUUGCUUGUGCCAAGCAGAACAUUACUACAGUGGAAAUCAGCGCCCGGGAAGGCACUGGGUUGGCCAAGGUGCUGCAGUGGCUCCAGGAUGAACCCCGAAGCAGCAGGAUAUCUGUAACUGGAAAUCCAGGAUGAUGCAUAGUCACACCUGCAAAGACCCUUUUUCCAAGUAAAGUCACUUUUACUUAUUCUGGGGCUAUGAUCUGGCCACACCUUUGGGGCCACCACUCAACCUACAAUAAUUGAAUAAAACUGUUCUGAGUGUGGUUGUGAGUUUUA